Messenger RNA from Alexandromys fortis (reed vole), 1473 nucleotides. Its product is annotated as claudin-3. Lineage: Eukaryota; Metazoa; Chordata; Mammalia; Rodentia; Cricetidae. Gene Ontology annotation, biological process: cell adhesion; bicellular tight junction assembly. Gene Ontology annotation, cellular component: bicellular tight junction; plasma membrane. The record is from RefSeq and is a predicted model, not a curated record. Gene Ontology annotation, molecular function: structural molecule activity. Bases 433 to 1092 code for a protein of 219 amino acids. The transcript has a single exon.
GUCCCAGCCUUCCCUCGACAUCACCCCCACCCCCUGAACAUUCGGAUUCUGGCUAAGUCCUUCCUCCUUUGGUGAAGGGGAGGGGGAGGACGGACGGGACUGAACGGGACACACGUCACUGUCCCCUGGGCCAGGAGAGCGAGCUCCACCCUCCUCCUCUGGGCACCAGCUAAGUCCAACCCACCCCACCCCGAGCCAACCCAGUCUCAGCAGCCAGCCUCCAAAGCCACAGGCAGGUGCAGGGGCAGCCUCCGUGAGAGCCCCGGGAGAGGAGCCGUUAGCGCGCCCCGUCCUUUGCCAUCCACUCGUCGGUCCCGGCGACAGUCGUCCGUCAGUCUUCGCACGGCAGUUGGUUCUCAGGUCCAGCGGCCUCGAUCCCUCGUCUCCCAGCCCCCGGAGCUGCCCGGCAGAGCCGGUUCAAGUCCAGCAGCCAUGUCCAUGGGCCUGGAGAUCACCGGCACGUCGCUGGCCGUGCUGGGCUGGCUGUGCAGCAUCGUGUGCUGCGCUCUCCCCAUGUGGCGCGUCUCGGCAUUCAUCGGCAGCAGCAUCAUCACGGCGCAGAUCACCUGGGAGGGCCUGUGGAUGAACUGCGUGGUGCAGAGCACCGGGCAGAUGCAGUGCAAGGUGUACGACUCGCUGCUGGCCCUGCCGCAGGACCUGCAGGCUGCCCGAGCCCUCAUCGUGGUGUCCAUCCUGAUGGCCGCCUUCGGGCUCCUCGUGGCGCUCGUGGGCGCCCAGUGCACUAACUGCGUACAAGACGAGACGGCCAAGGCCAAGAUCACCAUCGGGGCGGGAGUGCUUUUCCUGUUGGCCUCUCUGCUCACCUUAGUACCCGUGUCCUGGUCGGCCAACACCAUCAUCAGGGAUUUCUAUAACCCACUGGUGCCUGAGGCCCAGAAACGGGAGAUGGGAGCCGGGCUGUACGUGGGCUGGGCAGCCGCCGCAUUGCAGCUACUAGGGGGCGCCUUGCUCUGUUGCUCCUGCCCACCACGCGAUAAGUACACGACCACCAAGGUCCUCUAUUCUGCGCCGAGAUCCACCGGGCCUGGCACCGGUACCGGCACCGCCUAUGACCGCAAGGAUUAUGUCUGAGGUGCCGGGUGCACGCAGACCGCACCAUCACCACUACCAGCAGCCGAAGCACCCCCCAGUCCAGCUUGCAGCCAUGCGUCGGAGACCACACCACCUUCCAGAUGGUUUCAGACGCCACGCAGUCUGCUUGCUAGACUGGAUGAGGACAGAUAGCCUGGCAACCCCCCUCUUCCCUGGCUGCCACCUGACUGCCGGGCCUAGGAACCGUCCAACCCGUCUGGACAAAGAAACCUCACCCUUCCCGAGUACAGGACUGGGGUGGCCACCGCAGCUACUUGCCAGCCCCGUCCUUCCGCAGCCGGAAGAUUCACAGUGGGCAGAGACAGGCAACCAUAAAACGGGCCGUUUCAUAUUUUUCAAUAAAAACCUUUCAUUUUUGCA